This is a messenger RNA of Peronospora matthiolae, 162 nucleotides long. NCBI's taxonomy places the organism in Eukaryota, Oomycota, Peronosporomycetes, Peronosporales, Peronosporaceae. The record is from the annotation of a GenBank genome assembly.
AUGUGCAACGCGAGUUAUUGUGAACGCAUGAUCGAGAGAGGAGGCUUGUGCAGCGUCUUAGAAGUCUUUGCAGGACGGCUCGGCAAGUACAAGUUGUGCAGCAACUUGAAAUCGAACAAGGUAAACGAGCGUGAGUUGCAAGAAGAAAACGUGGUCAGUUAA